This is a messenger RNA of Engraulis encrasicolus (European anchovy), 965 nucleotides long. RefSeq names its product G-protein coupled receptor 20. Lineage: Eukaryota; Metazoa; Chordata; Actinopteri; Clupeiformes; Engraulidae. Gene Ontology annotation, cellular component: plasma membrane. The transcript is spliced from 3 exons. Gene Ontology annotation, biological process: phospholipase C-activating G protein-coupled receptor signaling pathway; positive regulation of Rho protein signal transduction. The record is from RefSeq and is a predicted model, not a curated record. Gene Ontology annotation, molecular function: G protein-coupled receptor activity. Bases 15 to 965 code for a protein of 316 amino acids.
UCAACAACAUCAACAUGAACCAGACGUCGAUGCCCCCUGCAGGCUGGGAGGCCUCCUACCUGAAGAAGCUCUCCCACCUGGACGAGGACCUGUACAGGGACUUCCACAGCCUGUGGGUGACCCUCAUGGUGGUCAACACCCUGAUGUUCGUCAUCGGCGUGCUGCUCAACAGCGCCGCGCUCUACGUCUUCUGCGUGCGCACGCGCUCCCCGACCGCGCCCGUCAUCUACACCAUCAACCUGGCGGUGGCCGACCUGCUGGUGGCGCUGUCGCUCCCCGCGCGCAUCGCCGUCUACUACAGCGGCGGGCGCUGCCAGGCCUGCGUACACGUGCACACCUUCAGCUACUUCGUCAACAUGUACUGCAGCAUCCUGUUCCUGACCAGCAUCUGUGUCGACCGCUACCUGGCCGUGGUGUGGGCCGCAGGUGGCGGUGCGGCGGUGGGCAUGCGGUGGCGCAGCCCCGGCGUGGCGAGAGGCGUGAGCGCGGGCGUGUGGCUGUUCGCCGUGGUCAUCACCUGGUCGCUGCAGACCACGGCGGCCAUGGAGCUGGGCAGCUCCACCUCCUCCUCCUGCUGCCGUCUGCCGCUGCAGUUCGCGCUCACCGUGCUGGAGUUCGUGCUCCCCCUGCUGGCCAUCGUGGGCUUCACGGCACGGGUGGCGUGCGCGCUGGCCGACCGCCGCCUGAUGCCGCAGAGCCGCGGCCGGCGGCGCCGGGCGGUGCGCCUCCUGGUGGCCGUGCUGGUGGUGUUCGCCGUGUGCUUCACGCCGUUCCACGUGCGGCAGGCGGCCGUCUACUUCGGCCUGGUGGGCGGCUGGGGCCGGGCGCAGCACGUGGUGGCCUACCACGCCACCGUCACGCUCAGCAGCCUCAACAGCUGCCUGGACCCCGUGGUGUACUGCUUCGUGCCCGACGGGGUGCGCUCCGCGCUGGGACGGCCGCAGAGGAGGAGGAGCGGGGGAUAG